AUGUCUUAUAGUUAUGAAUAUGAUCAAUCAGGCCUUGCCUCAAGUUAUCUUGCACUAUCAUUUAUUUUACCAAUUACUAUUUAUUUUUCAUGCAAAAUGCUAUUUAAAAAGAAAAUUUCUCGCAUAAAUUGCAAAUGUGAAAACUGUAGAAAACUUUCUUCAGAUAAAAGUUUUAUGGGAAAGUUCCUUAUUUUUAGUUUGUGGAUUAUUGUAUCGAUUUUAUUAAAAAAUGUUUUUAUUAUUAAAAUGGAAAUAAAAAAAGACUUUGAUCCUUUAGAAAUUUUAGGAAUAGAUCUUAACACGCCUGUUAAGGUAACUAAGAAAAAAAUGGUAAAAUUAAUGUUAAAAUAUGAUGUACAUAAAGCACCAGAAGAUAAAAAAGCAGAAUAUGAAAAAAAACUUAUGGAUAUUAGUAAAGCAUUUGGGAUUGUAAAAGAUAAAAAAAAAUUUGCUUCGUGGCUUAACAAUGAAUCUAAAAGUGGAGAAAUUAUGGCUAUACCAGAUGUUAUAAUGAAAAACGCCACACUGGCUUUCAUUAUUUAUUGUAUUGUACUGGGAAUGUGUUUACCAAAUUUUGCUUACAGAAAAUGGAAAAAUUUAAAAACUAAAAAUUCUUUAGGAAUUCAAUUUGAUACAAUGGAAUGCUUUAUUAAUUUUAUUAAUAACGAUUUUAGAAAGAAAUGUAGUAUAAAAAAUUUAAUCACAUUACUGUCAAAAUCUAAAGAACUUUCUACAAAAAAUUUUAGUAGUGAUAUAUCAGGUAUUAAAUCUAAAGUAGAAUACAAUUUUGGAUAUCCAUUACCAGAUCUUAAAAAUGUCAAUACGGGAUUUUAUAUCUUAUGUGACAAUCUUUUUAGAUUAAAUCUUUGUAAUAAGAAAGAUGUACAAUAUGUUACAGAAUCAAGUUUAUUGAUUAUAGAAGGAAUGAAAUGUGUGGCUGUAGCGAAAGGAUAUGUAGAAAUUUACAAGAAAUUAUUUACUUUACAGGCAAUGAUAACACAGGGGGUAUUUGAUGAAGACUAUUAUAUGUUACAGUACCCUCACAUUAAGUUUAAUGAUUUAUUUUUACUAAAAUUUAGUGAACAGAAAAUAGAAGUAGAAGAAAUUUUGAAUAAAUUACUGCAAGGAAGAGAAUUAAAAGAUGCUCUUUUAGUUCAUAAAAAUAUUCUUAAAAUUAAUAUUAAAGAAUUUGUUGCAGUAAUUAAAAACACAGGAAAAAUUAAUGAGGAAGCAUCAGAUGUAGAUGAUGAAGUUAAUGAAGAUUUAAUGCUAAAUACAGAAAAGUUCAAAAAUAUAAAUACUUUUAAAAUUGCUAAAAAUAGUCUUGUAACUAUUCGUGUAAAAUUAGAAGUUUUGAAUAAGUUUAAGAAUGUGAAAGCUGUUCACACUUGUAAUAUUUUAAAGACAAUUUUACCUUCAUGGACUGUUUUUAUUACAGUGGAUAAUCAAAUACACAAAGAAAUUGUUACAUUUAAUGCUAAUGAUACCAAUGAUAUUACAUUUACGUUUGAUGCACCUGUUAAUAAAAACAGUAAUGAAAUAAAAUUACAUGUUAUGAAUGGAAAUUAUCUUAAACAAAAUUUAGAAGAAACUAUUAUACUAAGAUAUUUUUAA
Molecule: messenger RNA, 1614 nt
Organism: Vairimorpha ceranae
Lineage: Eukaryota; Fungi; Microsporidia; Nosematidae
Product: preprotein translocase subunit sec63
Exons: 1
Coding region: 1-1614 (537 amino acids)
Biological process (GO): post-translational protein targeting to endoplasmic reticulum membrane; SRP-dependent cotranslational protein targeting to membrane
Cellular component (GO): Sec62/Sec63 complex
Molecular function (GO): transmembrane protein transporter activity; RNA binding
Source: RefSeq, a predicted model, not a curated record